This is a messenger RNA of Lampris incognitus (smalleye Pacific opah), 2365 nucleotides long. RefSeq names its product heat shock cognate 70 kDa protein-like. NCBI's taxonomy places the organism in Eukaryota, Metazoa, Chordata, Actinopteri, Lampriformes, Lampridae. The record is from RefSeq and is a predicted model, not a curated record. Gene Ontology annotation, molecular function: ATP hydrolysis activity; heat shock protein binding; ATP binding. Gene Ontology annotation, cellular component: cytoplasm; plasma membrane; cytosol. Bases 201 to 2141 code for a protein of 646 amino acids. Gene Ontology annotation, biological process: vesicle-mediated transport; protein refolding; cellular response to unfolded protein. The transcript has 9 exons.
GGCGUCUCAUUGGCUGCGGCGCCUCCGGUCGGUUCAAGAAGGUUCUCCGCGGACUCGUUUAUAAGCAAGCUGCGCCACCGCUGCGCCCAGACGGCGAGCCUGGUUCCGAGCGGGGUCAGCGGAGUCCGAGCGGGGGGUCAGCGGAGUCUCGACGUCACUUCACAGGCUGUGGACCGCCGGAGUCCGACACGGAAGCAAUCAUGUCAAAGGGACCAGCUGUUGGCAUCGACCUGGGUACCACCUACUCCUGUGUAGGGGUCUUUCAGCAUGGAAAGGUGGAGAUCAUUGCCAAUGACCAGGGUAACAGAACCACACCCAGCUAUGUUGCAUUUACAGACACUGAGAGGCUGAUUGGGGAUGCCGCUAAGAAUCAGGUGGCCAUGAAUCCCACCAACACAGUUUUUGAUGCAAAACGUCUGAUUGGCCGACGGUUCGAUGAUGCCGUUGUGCAGGCAGACAUGAAGCACUGGCCAUUCACUGUCAUCAGUGACUCAUCUCGCCCCAAAGUACAAGUGGAAUACAAAGGAGAGACCAAGACCUUCUACCCAGAGGAGAUUUCCUCCAUGGUGCUGGUCAAGAUGAAGGAGAUUUCUGAGGCCUACCUUGGCAAGUCUGUCACCAAUGCUGUUGUGACUGUGCCAGCCUACUUCAAUGACUCUCAGCGUCAGGCCACUAAAGACGCAGGGACCAUCUCUGGGCUUAAUGUCCUCCGGAUCAUCAAUGAGCCAACAGCAGCUGCCAUUGCAUAUGGCCUGGACAAAAAGGUCGGUUCUGAAAGAAAUGUUCUCAUCUUUGAUCUGGGUGGGGGUACGUUCGAUGUCUCCAUCCUCACGAUUGAAGAUGGAAUCUUCGAGGUGAAGUCCACAGCGGGAGAUACCCACUUGGGAGGAGAGGACUUUGACAACCGCAUGGUCAACCACUUCAUUACAGAGUUCAAGCGCAAGUACAAGAAGGACAUCAACGACAACAAGCGGGCCGUCCGUCGUCUGCGCACAGCUUGCGAGAGGGCCAAGCGCACCUUGUCCUCCAGCACCCAGGCCAGCAUUGAGAUUGACUCCCUGUAUGAAGGCGUUGAUUUCUACACCUCUAUUACAAGGGCCCGCUUUGAAGAGCUGAAUGCAGACCUGUUUCGUGGAACUCUGGACCCUGUGGAGAAGUCUCUCCGUGAUGCAAAGUUGGACAAGGGUCAGAUCCACGACAUCGUCCUGGUGGGAGGCUCCACACGAAUCCCAAAGAUUCAGAAGCUGCUGCAGGACUUCUUCAAUGGGAAAGAGCUUAACAAGAGCAUUAACCCUGAUGAAGCUGUAGCCUACGGUGCAGCUGUUCAGGCAGCCAUCUUGUCAGGUGACAAGUCUGAGAACGUGCAGGAUCUGCUACUGUUGGAUGUCACGCCCUUGUCCUUGGGCAUUGAAACUGCUGGAGGAGUCAUGACUGUCCUGAUCAAGAGGAACACCACCAUCCCCACCAAGCAGACCCAAACCUUCACCACUUAUUCAGACAACCAGCCUGGUGUACUCAUUCAGGUGUUUGAAGGUGAAAGAGCUAUGACCAAAGACAACAACCUCCUGGGAAAGUUUGAGCUUACCGGAAUCCCCCCUGCCCCCCGAGGUGUUCCUCAGAUCGAGGUGACCUUUGACAUUGAUGCUAAUGGAAUCAUGAAUGUGUCUGCUGUCGACAAGAGCACUGGCAAAGAGAACAAGAUAACAAUCACUAAUGACAAAGGUCGUUUGAGCAAGGAGGACAUUGAGCGCAUGGUCCAGGAAGCUGAGAGAUACAAGGCGGAGGACGAUGUACAGAGAGAAAAGGUGUCUGCCAAGAACGGGCUGGAGUCUUAUGCCUUCAAUAUGAAGUCCACAGUGGAGGAUGAGAAGCUGAAGGGCAAGAUUAGUGAUGAGGAUAAACGGAAGAUCCUGGACAAGUGUAAUGAGGUCGUUAGCUGGCUGGAUAAAAACCAGUUUGCAGAGAAGGAUGAGUUUGAGCACCAGCAGAAGGAAUUGGAGAAGGUGUGUAACCCGAUCAUUACCAAGCUGUACCAGGGUGCUGGUGGCAUGCCGGAGGGCAUGCCAGGCUUCCCGGGGGCUGGUGGUGCCCCAGGAGGUAGAGGAGAGUCCUCCGGCCCCACCAUCGAGGAGGUUGACUAAACAUUCCGGCUCUCUGUUCACUUAAACCAGUUAAUGAUUUCACAACAAUACAACCUUGAGUUUUUCACGUGAUCUGUUCGACAUUCUUUGCCAUUGUUUCUUGGACAUAACAUACCAUAGGACUGUCUUUUCUCGUUGUGUGUUUCACUCUGUAUGGUGUUUCGUUUUACCAGUUAAUGUGAUUAAUCAUUCAAACCCCAAUAAAUCUCUUCGAGUUCGUUUUA